GAUGGUGAUGAUGAUGAUGAUGAUGGUGAUGAUGGUGAUGAUUGUGAUGAUGAUGAUGAUGAUGGUGAUGAUGAUUGUGAUGAUGAUUGUGAUGAUGAUGAUUAUGAUGAUGAUGAUGGUGAUGAUGAUUGUGAUGAUGAUGAUUGUGAUGAUGAUUGUGAUGAUGAUGAUGAUGAUGAUGAUGAUGAUGAUGAUGAUGGUGAUGAUGGUGAUGAUGAUGGUGAUGAUUGUGAUGAUGAUGAUGAUGGUGAUAAUGAUUGUGAUGAUGAUGGUGAUGAUGAUUGUGAUGAUGAUGAUGAUGAUGAUGGUGAUGAUUGUGAUGAUGAUGAUGAUGAUGAUGGUGAUGAUUGUGAUGAUGAUGAUGGUGAUGAUGAUGGUGAUGAUGAUGAUGAUGGUGAUGAUGAUGGUGAUGAUGAUGAUGAUGAUGAUGGUGAUGAUGGUGAUGAUGAUGAUGGUGAUGAUGAUGAUGGUGAUGGUGAUGAUGGUGAUGAUGGUGAUGAUGAUUGUGAUGAUGAUGAUGAUGAUGAUGAUGAUGAUGAUGGUGAUGAUGGUGAUGAUGAUGAUGGUGAUGAUGGUGAUGGUGAUGAUGGUGAUGAUGGUGAUGAUGAUUGUGAUGAUGAUGAUGAUGAUGAUGGUGAUGAUGGUGAU
This is a messenger RNA of Hemibagrus wyckioides, 648 nucleotides long. Its product is annotated as germ cell nuclear acidic protein-like. The annotation marks the transcript as partial. The record is from RefSeq and is a predicted model, not a curated record. The transcript has 2 exons. NCBI's taxonomy places the organism in Eukaryota, Metazoa, Chordata, Actinopteri, Siluriformes, Bagridae.